Caenorhabditis briggsae is the source of this 1032-nucleotide messenger RNA. It is a transcript of the gene Cbr-mef-2, whose product is annotated as Protein CBR-MEF-2. Gene Ontology annotation, molecular function: DNA-binding transcription factor activity, RNA polymerase II-specific; protein dimerization activity; RNA polymerase II cis-regulatory region sequence-specific DNA binding. Lineage: Eukaryota; Metazoa; Nematoda; Chromadorea; Rhabditida; Rhabditidae. The record is from RefSeq and is a predicted model, not a curated record. The coding region runs from base 1 to 1032 and encodes 343 amino acids. Gene Ontology annotation, biological process: positive regulation of transcription by RNA polymerase II. The transcript has 5 exons.
AUGGGUCGCAAGAAAAUUCAAAUCACCAGGAUACAGGAUGAGAGAAAUCGACAGGUGACCUUCACCAAACGAAAGUUUGGAUUAAUGAAGAAAGCCUACGAGCUCUCCGUCCUCUGUGACUGUGAAAUUGCACUCAUCGUCUUCAACUCAACCAACAAACUGUUUCAAUACGCUUCCACUGAUAUGGAUAAAGUGUUAUUAAAGUACACUGAAUACAAUGAACCUCACGAAUCUCGUACAAACAACGAUAUAAUGGAUGCAUUAAAUCGGAAAGAGGGGAAUAAUGGUGGAGGAGGAUCCGAUGAUGACAGUCCUGGACCAUCGAUUUCUCCCGCUAUUCAAAUUCCAAUCCCGGCUGUUAAUGGACAUAACUCUAAUCAGAACAACUCUGUUGCAAGCGCUUCUUCGGCUUCUGCUGCCGCGGUUGCCGCUGCCGCAGCUGCCGUUGCUGCCGUUGAAGGAACAUCUUCGGGUGCAGCAGCAGCGGCUGCCGCCUUGCAGGCAUCUAACGCUCAAAGACAUCACAAUUUGAACCUAUACCAGAACCUGAUUUUCAAUCCGAACUACACCAGACACUUGCCACAACGAAAUGACCCUCUGACUUCCUCCUCUUCCGCUGCUCCCUCUUCGUCCUCCUCUUCCUCCAAACAUCUCGAUUUCCCGCCUUCCACGUCCUUCGCUUAUGAUACUUCUCGUCUUCAUCCCCUUGCCGCUGCCGAUGCUGAUUGCGAUCUUGUACCGUCGUCUCGAGCUGCUGAUCAGAAUAUAUGGUCGACUAAUCUACAACAACGACCUGUAUCACAACCGGCUCCAAGCACAAGCAACCUAUCGGCAAACGGAAUUUCAAAUGGCUCAUCUUCUCUGUUAUCCCCUAAUAUUUCUUCUCUCAAUGGACACUCUGUACUGGAUUUGGGCGGUCCCAUACCUCCAUACAAAAUGGACCCGAAUGCAUAUAUCAAAGUGGAACCACAUUCUCCGCCUCAAAAAAGACCAAGGAUUACAACAGAAUGGAGGCAGCAACAGUUGACAUGA